GCCCUGGACCGGGCUGGUGGGCGGUAGACGGCGCCCGGCACACCUGGCCCUGGCCCAGGAUUGCAUCCCGUUCCCUUUCGUGCUUUCGCCCCCCCAGCGCGAAACUCCGGCCCCGUUCCCUGCGCUCUGCCCUCGGAUGUCCCACCGCCCAGAGCCUGCAUGCGCCGUAGGGCGCUCCAGGACCAGGAACUCGAGGGUCCAGCGGCUCCUGGGCGGGGGUCCCGGGGCCCCCCUGCUCCCUCGGCACCUGUUGUCCCGGUGCUCGUCUUUCCCCCGGAUCUAGUGUUCUGGGCGGACCAGCGAAGCGGACACCGGCAGCUGCUCACCCUCUAUAACCCCACGGGAGCUGCGCUUCGCUUCCGAGUCCUGUGCACGGCACCGGCUAAGUACACCGUGUUUGAUGCCGAGGGCUACGUGAAGGCGCAGUCCUGCAUCGACAUCGUCAUCCGUCACGUGGCCCCCAUCCCCAGCCACUAUGAUGUCCAGGACCGCUUCCGAAUUGAACUGUCAGAGGAGGGCGCUGAGGGCCGCCUGGUGGGGCGCAAGAUCAUCACCUCGGUCCUGCGCGGCCCCGCCCACCCCCUUGAGCUUCAGGGACAGGCUGGCCCAGCACCCCAGCCAGGACCUUCUUCCUGGACACCGUCCCCCGCCAGCACGGCCAGGCGCCUCCCGGAGACUCCCCAGCGUCCCCCUCCGCAACUGGCCACCAGCUCUUUCCUCCUCCUGCUGCUGACCGGCACCAUCUCCGUGACCUUCCUGCUGCUGCCGCUCCAGGACGAAGUGGGGAGCCCGCUACCCCGCCUCCUGCACGUCACACUGGGGCAGAAGCUGGCGGCCGCCUACGUCUUGGGUCUUCUGACCAUGGUGUUCCUGCGCAGCUGAGUGUCCCCUCGCCUCGGCCCCUUCCCACAGCCGCCGGGAUUGCGAGGGUACUGUGGGUGGAGGGAGCACUGUGAUGUCCGCCCCCACCCCUUGGCUACAAACUCCUUC
Sorex fumeus (smoky shrew) is the source of this 990-nucleotide messenger RNA. RefSeq names its product motile sperm domain containing 3 (gene MOSPD3). Gene Ontology annotation, cellular component: cytoplasm. Bases 160 to 882 code for a protein of 240 amino acids. Lineage: Eukaryota; Metazoa; Chordata; Mammalia; Eulipotyphla; Soricidae. The record is from RefSeq and is a predicted model, not a curated record. The transcript has 5 exons.